Molecule: messenger RNA, 1626 nt
Organism: Didymodactylos carnosus
Lineage: Eukaryota; Metazoa; Rotifera; Eurotatoria; Philodinida; Philodinidae
Source: the annotation of a GenBank genome assembly
AUGCCGUCCGUAGGUACAUUAGCGUUUGAUGAAUUUGGUCGCCCAGUUUUAAUAUUAAAGGGACAAGAUACAAAGAAACGUUUAUUUGGUAUUGAAGCACAUAAGUCUCAUAUUUUGGCAAGCAGAGCUGUCUCUGAUACACUAAAAACGUCUUUGGGACCCAGAGGUAUGGACAAAUGUAUGGUUUCUCCCGAUGGUGAUAUCACAAUCACAAAUGAUGGUGCAACAAUACUGAAUAUGAUGGAUGUUGAUAAUGAAAUCGGAAAAUUGCUUGUUCAACUAGCAAAAUCGCAAGAUGAUGAAAUUGGUGAUGGAACAACGGGUGUUGUUGUUUUGGCUGGUGCUUUGUUAGAACAAGCUGAAGCAUUACUAGAUAAAGGAAUACAUCCUAUACGUAUUGCUGAUGGUUAUGAACUAGCAGCUAAGGUAGCAUUAGAACAUUUAGAUAAAAUUGCUGAGUCAUAUCCACUCGAUUUAAAAAAUCUUGAGCCAUUAGUGAAUACAGCAAUGACAACGUUAGGCUCUAAAAUCGUUAAUCGCUGUCAACGUCAAAUGGCUGAAAUAGCUGUUAAUGCAAUCAUGUGUGUUGCUGAUAUCGAACGCCGUGAUGUUAAUUUUGAAUUGAUCAAAGUCCAAGGAAAGGUUGGAGGACAAUUACACGAUACAACACUUGUCAAAGGUGUUGUUGUCGACAAAACGUUUUCCCAUCCACAAAUGCCUAAAGAAGUGAAAGAUGCUAAAAUUGCUAUACUCACAUGUCCAUUUGAACCACCAAAACCAAAAACAAAACAUAAAUUGGAUAUAACGAGUGUGGAGGAUUAUAAAAAAUUACGUGAAUAUGAAAAACAAAAGUUUGAAGAAAUGGUCAAAAUGGUAAAAGAUGCUGGCGCUAAUCUUGUUAUCUGUCAAUGGGGUUUUGAUGAUGAAGCUAAUCAUUUGUUACUUCAACAUGAACUUCCAGCCGUACGUUGGGUUGGCGGACCAGAAAUAGAAUUGAUCGCUAUAGCCACUGGUGGUCGUAUUGUACCACGUUUUCAGGAAUUGACGGCAGAUAAACUUGGUCAUGCUGGUAUCAUACGUGAAUUGAGCUUUGGAACAACUUCAGAGCAUAUGUUGUGUAUUGAAGAAUGCAAAAAAUCAAAUACUUGUACGAUAUUUGUGCGCGGUGGAAAUAAAAUGGUUGUGGAAGAAGCAAAACGUGCCUUACAUGAUGCUUUAUGUGUUGUUCGAAAUUUGGUUCGUGAUAAUCGAAUUGUUUAUGGAGGUGGCGCCUGUGAAAUCUCAUGUGCUGUUGCUGUUGCAAAAGCAGCAAAUACGAUCCCAACAAUUGAACAGUAUGCCAUACGUGGAUUUGCUGAUGCUUUAGAAUCUAUACCAUUGGCAUUAGCUGAAAAUAGUGGUUAUUCUCCAAUUAAAACUGUUUCGGAUGUUAAAUCGCAACAGAUAACAGAAAAUAAUCAUUAUUUAGGCAUCGAUUGUCUGAACCGAGGAACUGCAGAUAUGAAAAUUCAAAACGUUAUUGAAACACUUAUCGGUAAACGACAACAAAUUAGUUUAGCAACACAACUUGUUCGUAUGAUUUUAAAAAUUGAUGAUAUUCGUUUACCUGGUGAAGGAGAAGAAUAA